GCGUGCAAGCGUGCAAUACUGAUUUUGACUGUCCCGAUGUACAGAAAUGUUGUGGCAAUGGCUGCGGAAAAGUCUGCAUGAAACCAACGCAGAUACAGACACCGACAGGCCCAUGCUUCACCAAGCUUGCGGAAGUGGAUGCCCAAUACGCCGCCGCCAACGGAUAUAUUACGGGACUUGAGAGACCCAUUUGUGAUUCUUUUGGUACCUUCAAUGGGACGCAGUACCUAGGCUCCCAAGCUUUCUGUGUCGCUCCCGACGGCUCUCAAAUUGCUGGUUUCAUGGUCAACAGGUGGGAGGCCGUUGACAUGGACUGCAAGUGCGCACGUGACAUGAACGCCUACCAGAACACAGGAAUCAUUGGUCUGAAGUUCUCAUGUGAUCGCUUCGGAAACUACGCUCGCACCGGAUGCUACGGUUCGGUUUGCUAUUGUCAGGAUCGCAGCGGAAACCCCAUCGGAGAUGCUCGGGUCAAUAUUGAAACGUUGGGCACUCUCAAAUGCUAGAGGAUCGGGUUUUAUGUCAUCUUGGAAUCUCUUGUCUAUGUUGAUUAGUUUUUUAAGCAUAAGCACAUAAUAUUGAGUUUAAUAUUGAUUAAUGACAAUUUAAAGAUAGUAGGUGAUUUUUCCUUUUUCCCGAUGUAUUUUCCCUUUCAAUUUUAAAAUAGUUUUACAAAUUGGUUUCAAAUGAA
Molecule: messenger RNA, 691 nt
Organism: Dreissena polymorpha
Lineage: Eukaryota; Metazoa; Mollusca; Bivalvia; Myida; Dreissenidae
Exons: 4
Coding region: 78-506 (142 amino acids)
Source: RefSeq, a predicted model, not a curated record